Messenger RNA from Drosophila melanogaster (fruit fly), 2585 nucleotides. RefSeq lists its product as uncharacterized. NCBI's taxonomy places the organism in Eukaryota, Metazoa, Arthropoda, Insecta, Diptera, Drosophilidae. Gene Ontology annotation, cellular component: nuclear inner membrane. The transcript is spliced from 4 exons. Bases 186 to 2228 code for a protein of 680 amino acids. The record is from RefSeq and is marked reviewed.
UCCGCUGUAUUAUUUUGUGGUUAUUUUCUGCGCGCGCUAAUGCCGACUUGCAUGCCGGCGUUGCGUUUCGUUUGGAAAAAGUGGAUCUCUAGCUGGCAUUUGGAUAGCUAAGUGACUCCGUGACCCACAGAGGCACCAGCUUGACUGCAUAGAUAAGCGUGACAGAUUACCGAAAUACUAAAGCGAUGCUAACCCUACUAAUUCGGCUGGCGGCGACGGCCAUACCUGUUUGUGCUAUUCUCUUUGUGGCCGGCACGUUUCUGUUCAAGGUUUAUAUUAGCAUACGAUCCCGCUACGACGCCCGUGUCAACUGCUGGUUCUGCAAUGGCAAUGUACGAGUUCCGUACCAGGAUCGCAACAGUUGGACCUGCCCGUCAUGCGAGCAAUACAAUGGAUUCACCAAGGACGGCGACUACAACCGGGAUAUUACGUCGCAGCGGGACUGCAGCCUUGGCUCCCAAAAGAACAGCUCCAAAGGCAGCUCCAGCAUCUGUGCCAACUCAUAUUAUUCCGAUGUCCUGACUGCUCAACCUCCUGCUCCCAAAAACGGCCUGUGCGACCAGUGCAACGAGGCGCAGCGCCUGAAGGUCGAGAAGCUCUCUCAAUUCGAGCCCAAGAACGAGUCCCGAUUCGAUCAGGAACUAAAGGUUUACAGAGAACGACUGGAGAAGCAGUUUCGCCUGUGUAGCAGCUGCGAACGACAUGUGAAUAAAGUCCUGCACGAGAAGAAGAAAAUGGUGUUGAGCUCCAAGUUCUUGAACUAUAUCAUCAAGGGAGCAUCGUUGCUCAAGCAGCCGCACUUCAACCGAUUGGCCGCUGCCCAAAAGCAGUUUAAACUGCAGCGAUACCGCAUUCUGAUGACCAUCCUGACUGUAGUCAAUAUUUUGUGCCUGCUCUGCCGGCUGCCGAAUGCAACUUCCAUUCAGUUUACGACUUACCUUGGAAAAUUCAUUGGGCUAACCUUGUUCUACGCCUACUCCCACGUGCUGGCCUUAAUUCGAGUGGUGACUUCGAGCGUAGGCAUUUUCCUGGAACAGCGCGAAAUGAUAGCCAAACUUUUAUUGUAUGGCCGUACCUUUGGCAAGCUCUUGCUGUAUUCGCUUGGCAUAGGCCAACAGCAAGUGCAGCAAGCAACCUUCGCAUCCUGUUUUAUUGGGAUCUACCCAUAUGCCAUGCUGGCCCUGUGUUUCCUGCACACGAUAUACGACGGAUUGAAAUUUACGCGAUUCACCAUUGCUCUAUUGUUAUGGAGUGGGUAUGCCAUGGGUAUCGAAUUCCUGGAUCCUUACAUCAGUGGAAUAUCCUUUAUACUGGUGGGAAGUUUUGUAACCCUUGUUUUGUUGGCCACCAACCGGACCAAUCUGUUGAGCCAAGUGAAUCGGGACGAGUCUGCCUGUGAGAGCUUCCAUCGCCUCUGUGCGGACGAAUGCGAUGAUGAAACGCUGAGCAUGCUCAGUCAGCAGUUAAGUGGAUACAGUGAUAUCAGCAAUAGCAAUUUGUCCAUGCGAACCGCCUCUGUGUGCCACUCACCCGCCCCAACGAUUUCCCAGCGAACAAUUCAGGCGCCUGCUUCUUUGCUGUCCCUGGACUCGUUGCAUCUGUCGAAGCAACGGAUGGAACAGCAGGCUUGGUCCUCGAACUAUGGAGAUGCCUCUACAGUGGUUGCCCCGCGUGUCCAGCCGGCGAUGAUGUUUCAACAGAAACCCAUGAGACCAUUAGAGUCCCAAUGGUAUCGCCAUGGACAAAGUAACCUGGCCCAAGGCAAUACUUUCACUAGAUCCACGCAAAAUCUUUUGAUGCCAUCGCGUUUGCCGUCCAUAAACAGGAACGUCGGCGGAGCUGAUGUAAGCGCCUGGGUGGCGGCCAAUCAAAGUGUGAACCAAGAUCUAUGCACUGCCAAUCUAAUGAGACAUUACGAAGAGAAACAGCAGAAUCAACUUUCCCGCACUUCGUCACAAUCUUCUGGAUUUGAGUCGCAGCCACGUCCAGAAGCCCAAUGCGGAACAGGUGCUGCAACUGUAAGGGACUACGGCUGGUCCGAAGCCCGUGAGAGUCAGCGAAAUUUCGCAGUUUUUCCGCCAAUGCCGUCACCUACACCCACAAUAACGCCUAGUGAAUAUCAAUACUCGAGGACUGCUCUUCCGCAGCAACAGCCAACUAUGCAGCCGGGGGAUUUACUUAGGAAGUGGAUUGAGAUUAACUCAAAAUCCUCACAGCCAAUACACUAAUGUGAUGUGAGGUCAUAAAUAUCUAGAAAAACUUAGAAAAAAUUCUGGAAAAGAUCACCGCCAGUUGGGAAAUUAUAUAAAUUUGACUUAACUUAAUUAUCAAAUAAUUUAUUUUUGACUUACAGUUUUUAAGCUUCUUUAUUCUACUAAAGGUUAGUCCUCCCUUUACUUAUAAUCGACUAAAUAAGUAGUGUUUAGCUAGACAUUCUUUAAUCUGUGUAGCUCUAAGUUUCGUGGUUUUCAAUAUAGAACUUUUCAGGGAAUUGAAAGUCAGGGAGUAAGAUUAGAAGGUAAUAUAAAUACUACUUGAUUUUAAAGGGAGAAUAAAGCUUUGGUAACUAAGUUAUUUAUUCAUUG